Molecule: messenger RNA, 2059 nt
Organism: Daphnia pulex (common water flea)
Lineage: Eukaryota; Metazoa; Arthropoda; Branchiopoda; Diplostraca; Daphniidae
Gene: Gpat4
Product: glycerol-3-phosphate acyltransferase 3-like
Exons: 9
Coding region: 1-1425 (474 amino acids)
Biological process (GO): triglyceride biosynthetic process
Cellular component (GO): endoplasmic reticulum
Molecular function (GO): glycerol-3-phosphate O-acyltransferase activity
Source: RefSeq, a predicted model, not a curated record
AUGGGGCUCGAAAAUUUAAUUCUUUUGCUAGUACUUAGUAUAAUUUUUAUGCCUGUUAUCCUGGUAAUUGGUUGCUUGGUGCUAGUGAUGACAUGCAACUGGUCAAGGAAUUUCCGAUCAGGAUAUGUUAAACUACUAUUGAAGGUCUUUCAGUAUGGAACUGGUAGGAUAGAAAUUGCUGAGCAGCAAAAGAAACUAGAGACCAAUAAAGGAAAGAAUGGCUAUGCAAAUGGAAAUGUUGUGGAAGCAGUGGAACAAGCUGAGGACAAAUUAUCAACUGGACAUGCCAUUAUAAAAUCUUCAGCAAUGUCCAAGGAAGAUCUAGUACUUUUACCUAAUGGAAACUCAUCUCCAAAGACACCCUCCAUCCCCAAAAACAGAUCAUUUAACAGUUUGAAUAAUGAUUUUAUUCUAUCUGACUGCCUUGACUUUGUUCAUGCGGGGGUGGAAGCAAUCAUUGAGGACGAAGUUACAGGAAGAUUUGUAGCUGAAGAACUAAAGUCUUGGAAUCUUCUUACUCGCACAAACCGCCACUAUGAGUUCAUCAGUGUUCGCCUUACUAUUACUUGGAUUUUGGGUUUCUUUGUACGCUACUUCAUUCUUCUACCAAGCAGAGUUACAAUUUGCUUUUUAGCUGUUAUUUGGUUAACUUUGUGCACAGGACUGGUUGGCUUCCUAAAUGAAGGUCCCAUGAAAAGAGCCAUUUAUGAGAAGGUUUCAACAUGGUGCUUCAAUUUUCUAUCAUGCGCGUUAUCAGCCGUCGUCACUUUUCACAAUAGAGAGAAUAUACCUAAGUGUGGUAUUUGUGUGGCGAACCACACGACUCCGGUGGACGUAAUGGUUCUCCACUGCGACAAUGCGUAUGCGCUGAUUGGCCAGCGUCACGGUGGAUUUUUGGGCAUUAUUCAGCGAGCUUUGGCUCGCGCUUCUGCUCACAUUUGGUUUGAACGCUCCGAAGUCAAAGAUCGUGAAACUGUUGCUAAAAGACUAAAAGAGCACGUUGACGAUCCUGAUAAGUUGCCUAUUCUUAUUUUUCCCGAGGGAACCUGCAUCAACAACACUUCUGUGAUGCAGUUCAAAAAGGGCAGUUUUGAAGUUGGCAGUAUUGUUUAUCCUGUCGCAAUUAAAUACGACGCAAGGUUUACCGACGCAUUUUGGAAUUCUAGUCGCCACUCGAUGAUUCAAUAUCUCUACAUGAUGAUGUCCUCUUGGGCUUUGGUCUGCGACGUUUGGUACCUACCACCCAUGCACCGUCGACCAGAAGAAAGUGCAAUUGAUUUCGCCAAUCGAGUCAAAGCAGUGAUUGCAAAACAGGGCGGCCUAGUAGAUCUAGCUUGGGAUGGAGCACUAAAACGUAUGAACGCCAAGAAAGAAUGGAAACAGAAACAACAGGAAGAAUUCAGCAAACGAUUGAAAGUUGAGUGAUUCUCGUCUGUCGGCCUGGUGAACGUUGAGAGGAAAGAAAUUUGUUUUACGUUUUGUUUAUUUUUUUUUAAUAACAAUUUUGUGUUGCGAUGGAAAUUUGAUGCAUCAAGUACCGAAUGUUAGUGGUGUAGCGCCAUUGGUUUUUUUUUUAGGUCGUAGCCGGGCCACUCUUCCAAAAAAAAAGUGAUGCGUUAAAAUGGAGAUAACGCAUUCGUUGUAUUUGUGUUUGUCCAUCUUUCUCUCAUUGUUUUUUUUUUCUCUCUUUCAACGUUCUCGCAAAAGAAAAUAAGCAAAUAAUUUCUGGUUGAUAACGACCGAGCAUACAUAUAGGCCUAUCGAUAUUUCUCAGACGAGAUUUGCUCUGCUCAUUUCUGAAUCGAAUCAUUGUUGUGAAUGCGUGUUUCCUAGAAGUAAUGGUCCCUAUAUCUUUAAAAAUUCCCUCUUGGUUGAUGAAUGGUGGCCCAGGUGAUCUAAGUCAUUGAUGUGGUUAAAAGCUUGUGGGGAGGGUUGACAUCAUUUUUCCAUAUGUGUUUUCUGUUCGAUUUACUUGAUGUUCUGUUGUUCUUUGGUUUUUUCGUCGACUUCGAUGUUCUCCUGAUGAACACUGGGUAUAUAUACACACAUAUAUAUGCGA